AUGCGUUCCCAACAAUGGGUUUGCCAUAUGUUUGAGGAAAGUGCAAAGUUGGGCAAAGCGAUAUUAAUCCUGCCAGAACGUACACCGCUGACAUUGUAUGUGAUAGGUGGAUUGGUGUCGUCUCGAACGCUAGACUCUCCACAUGUAACAAAGACGGUGUCCGGUUGUGUCAGUGUGGUUCACCAGCCAUUCGAUCUCCCGAAGUUGGUGUUAAGAUCUGAGCGAUGUCUGGUCAUUUUGCCAGCAGUGGAGCACGCUCUCGAUCUGCUUUUGUCGGCUAUACACGAUGAGCUGGCUUCGUGCUUUGAUACGUGCCUAGCGGUUGAAGAUGAAUCGUUUUGGGCUCAAGUGGCUCCAAUGAUCCGGCUCGAGCAGGACUACGAUACAGAAUUACCUGGUAUGGUUUGUAGAGUUUAUAUGCGAGAGGAAUCACCAUGGGUCCUGAGCGUUGUGGUCGUUCCAAUGGCAUCUCAAAGCAUAGAAGUACUAGAUGCUAUACCUCUGUUAUUCUGCCUCUGUGACGAGCCUCUACUGGCAGCCGAUCUAGGCAAGCGUAAUUCACCACCACCCGAACGCAUUCUUGAUCGACGAUACUCAUGCUCACCAUCGGCAAAAUCGCAGGAUGAAGAGAAAGAGAUCGCAGUCCCUUCAAUUGAAUGGGUGUCCACCACACGAUGUCUGGAUGUGUUGAGAGAGAAUUAUAAGCCGGGCUGUCUCUCAUCUGUUAUUAGCGAUGUUGACGAAACAGUUAUCAACAAAGCCGUGGUAUCGGCCUUAUAUACGGCUGUGAAAAAUGGUAUUAUAAUGGAUCAGGCUGUCGUACGUAGUAUUCUGGACGAGCAAUGUGAAUGUGUAAGCUUGGAAGUGAGCGGCUUGGCAAGGAGUCUCAACACCUUCUGUUCGCAUUUGAAUGUUGAGGGGCACCGUCAUUCGAAGACUUCGUAUUGCGGCGAAAGUAAAGCUCAAUUGAACUUUUCGAAUAUGCUACGCGGCACUUUCAAGCAAGUUCCCGGACUACCGUACUUCUACUAUACACCACAACGCAAAGAGAGCGAAGGAAGAUUCCCUGGCAAGUGCGAGCUGGCCUUUUUCGAAGGCUUGUUCAGUGAUCAAACAGCUCGAGGAUAUGAUACUGCAAUCACAGACCGGAGGCUAAGUGAUGCUCGUGUACCGGAGGAUACAGUCUCGUCUACUGGAUCACUGCGACGAAGCGAUAGGCCGGUAGAUCAAUUCCGGUUGCGUCAUGCGUUAAACGCGGAAAAGGAAAACGGAAAAUAUAGGAACGGCGACGAUAAACAGUCAAGAGCGCUUGGCUACGGUCGUGAUUAUCCGCUCUUCAUCUACUUUAUGUGUUCGGUUGAGUAUCCAGAUCGAUCAAUGGAUACAUUUCCUGUGACGUUCCUACCAACCUGCAUCAAGGAAGUACUUCGUGGAGGAGUAGGGCAGGCUGACUCUAAUAUCGGUACGUUAAAGGCGUUGCGAUUAUCUGAGACAGAUGUAAAGAGCGUGGUGGUCCGUUUGGAUUUGUACGUGAUGACAUGGCCGAGCGAGAAGAUCAAGAAAACUCACCCUCAAGACGAUAGUGACACGGAUACCGACGAGGACACUCACACUCAGCGUCAGAUGCGAUUCCUCGAAAAAAUGCCGAAGAAGGAAAGAAUGGUCAUAGGGGAGUUGAUGAAUCGGCUGAAUCGUCUCGUCGAAUUAGAGAUGGUGCUUAUGGACAGUAGGAAAUUGGAAAUUACUGAGGAAAAGAUCAGGAAAAUUUCGGCCUAUAUUGAUCACGAGUACACGAGAGAGAAAGCGUUCAAGACUGGUCAGGUUGAGACUCGCCUGCGUCGUUGUCCUCUAGUGAUACAGAGCCCUGAAGCGGUGAAUCGGCUGAAGGCAAGGCUGAAUCAGAUGCAUUUGGAAUACUGUGUGAUGCGUCGAGUAGAAGGAUCGAAUCUGUACUACUGCUGUCAGGUCGACGAUGUUCAGGCGUUUGAGCGUUAUUCAAGGCAGAACAGCGGAAGUAAAAAUGAUGGGAGCGAUACAAGCGAUAUAUUGAGGAAAGACCAAUUGUUCGAUUUCUGGGUGAUACUUAUCAUCGAUGACAGUAUUAAGUUGCAGUUUUGUCAAAGGGAAAAUGGUUGUCACUACCGUAUAUUUGACCUUGCUUGGCGUAAAUGCCGUCAGACGAUUCGAGUUGUGAAUCAGGAGAUGUUGUUGAGUCGUAUGUUUGAACUGAGGGAAUGUGAUUCGCUGCUGAUGACAGAUGUACAGCUCAACUGGUCUGGUGAUAUGAUUUUUCGCAAGUUUGAUUUAGAUCGAGAAAUCGAUGAUCACCCGGUCAUUCUGUUGGCUAUUUGA
This is a messenger RNA of Haemonchus placei, 2352 nucleotides long. The record is from the annotation of a GenBank genome assembly. Lineage: Eukaryota; Metazoa; Nematoda; Chromadorea; Rhabditida; Trichostrongylidae.